CUGCUAUAAAGAGCCGCUCCCUCCUGCUCGCACUCGGGUUAACAUGGCGGUGUAGACCAUCCCGGAGGCCGGCAUCUCACUCAGACCGAACCUGCCGUGAGCGGAGAAACAGCCCUUUACCACCCACCCCCGGGAAGGCCGCCGACUCACGCAGACGGGGCGAGUGCGGGACAAGACAUCGCUUGUUGGGGAACGGUUCUGGCAUUUGAGGGGGGGGAGGUGACCAUCUCUGCCUGCCAAGCUGGACUCUUAACUAUGGAAUGCAUUCACCUGAUUAUCCCAAGCCUAAAAAACUUUAUUAACACUACACAGAGAAGCAUUAGUUAGCAGUGAGACAUCUCUGAAUACUACUAAGCACUUUCCCAAAAGGAGAAAACAGUUUACAGAAGCUUGGCCUGUGUUUUGAGUGAGUGAGAGCGAGUGAGUGUGUCUGUGUUUCUUCAAUUCCUCUUCUGUGCACAUACUUGGAAAAAAAAACACAAAAAUGAUGCUGGAGAAUUACUUGUGGAUGGUGGUAGUGGGCUUUAUAAUAGCCUUUAUCCUUGCUUUCUCUGUGGGUGCGAAUGAUGUGGCCAAUUCAUUUGGUACUGCUGUGGGCUCUGGUGUCGUGACACUACGCCAGGCCUGCAUCCUGGCUUCCAUUUUUGAAACAACCGGAUCUGUACUGCUGGGAGCGAAGGUUGGAGAAACUAUCCGGAAAGGGAUCAUAGAUGUUAAUCUGUACAAUGGGAGUGAGAACGUGCUCAUGGCUGGUGAAGUCAGUGCAAUGCUUGGUUCUGCUAUCUGGCAGCUGAUUGCUUCAUUUUUAAAGCUUCCGAUAUCAGGCACUCACUGUAUAGUUGGAGCUACCAUUGGUUUCUCACUAGUUUCAUUUGGUGCUCAUAGUGUUCGAUGGAUUCAACUUAUCAAAAUUGUUGCCUCCUGGUUCAUUUCCCCACUUCUCUCUGGGGCCAUGUCUGGCCUACUCUUCGUCUUAAUUCGAUUCUUCAUCUUGAAAAAGGAUGAUCCAGUGCCGAAUGGCCUGCGUGCACUCCCGCUGUUUUAUGCUGCUACUGUAGGGAUCAAUGCCUUCUCAAUUUUGUUCACAGGCGCUCCAAUGCUAGGGUUGGACACACUCCCAUUCUGGGCAAUAAUAGUGAUCACCCUCGGUGGGGCCCUGCUGUGUGCAAUCAUUGUGUGGCUGUUGGUAUGCCCUUGGAUGAAGAGGAAAAUAGAAAAUAAACUGAAGCAAAGUGUGCUGUGUAGGAUAUCAGAUGAAAGUCUUGAUAAAAGCCAAGAUGAAGAUACACCAGUAUUUAAAGAACUGCCAGGUGUGAAGGAUGGGGAUGAGUCUGUGCUGCCUCUAACUGGUGAAAUCUGUGACGAUGCUGGAGGAAUCCCAGACAGCCAUGUUGCUGGAUCAACUGGAGUAUCAAAUGGUAGAGCUGCAUCUCUUACAAAUGGCAGCCUGAAAUCUCCAUUUUCAAAUGGUGCAUUUAAUUUUGAAGGACACACAAGGAGUGAUGGUCACGUGUACCAUACCGUGCACAAAGACUCUGGACUGUACAAAGAUCUGUUGCACAGAAUACACUUGGACAAGGUUACUGAUGAUCGGCCACAACCUGAAAAUUCCUACCGCCUUCUCCGUCGCAACAAUAGCUACACGUGUUAUACUGCUGCUAUCUGCGGUUUGCCUGUCCAGCCAACUUUCAAGUCCUCUGAUUUUGUGGGGACAGAAGACAGUGAGAAGCUCGUGGGUGAAAUGGCCUCCUACUCUAAGAAGCGGCUACGCUAUGACAGCUAUUCCAGCUACUGCAAUGCAGUGGCUGAGGCAGAGAUUGAGGCAGAAGAAGGUGGGGUGGAGUUGAAGCUUGCCAGUGAGCUGAGUGACCCCUUACCACCACCAGAAAAUGCCAUGGAUGAAGACAAAGAGGAAGAGGAGAAGCCCCAAGUCCAUCUGCUCUUUCACUUCCUGCAGAUCCUCACUGCUUGUUUUGGGUCAUUUGCACAUGGUGGGAAUGAUGUGAGCAAUGCAAUUGGUCCCCUUGUUGCUCUUUGGCUGAUCUAUCAGGAGGGAGCUGUGCUGCAGAAUGCUGCUACACCAAUUUGGUUGCUGCUAUAUGGAGGCUUGGGUAUCUGUGCUGGUCUCUGGGUCUGGGGGAGGCGAGUCAUUCAAACAUUGGGCAAAGAUCUCACUCCAAUCACCCCAUCAAGUGGAUUCACUAUUGAGUUGGCUUCGGCGUUCACAGUUGUGGUUGCUUCCAAUGUUGGACUUCCAAUCAGUACCACACACUGCAAGGUUGGAUCUGUGGUGGCUGUGGGAUGGAUCCGAUCACGCAAAGCUGUGGACUGGCACUUAUUUCGUAACAUUUUCCUGGCCUGGUUUGUGACUGUCCCAGUCUCUGGCCUCUUUAGUGCAGCUGUUAUGGCACUGUUUGUGUAUGGAAUACUGCCAUAUGUUUAAUUUUUAUGUUCAAAUUUUGUGAUUUUUACACUAUUUCUAACCAGCAGUGUGAGGUGUCCUUUUCUUUCUUUCUACCCACUUCUGCCUUGUCCCACCCCUGCCCUCUUAAGAGGUGGUUUAUUCCUUUUCCUUUUAUCCUUUUUCAAGAGGAAUUAAACAGCUAUAAACUAAUUUGCAUUUCAUCACAUGCUGUAAAUAACACUACAAGUGCUCAUUUGAUGACUUGAUAGCAUGUAACAGCAAAGACUUGUUACAUAGUGUAAGUGAGUGAUGCCCAAAUUGUGGUGUUUGUGGAAUGGAUGGUACUGCUUGGAUAACUUGUUCCCUUAGACUGAUGUGUGUGAAGAUGCUGUAUAUAUUGUAUUAUUACUCUCUAGAAAGUUUUUUUUUGUAUGGAUCUGGGGUAUAAAAAGGUGAAUUUAAAAAGAAAUAUAUAUAUAAUGCCAUGGUUUACCAAAAUCAUCCUUCUGAUGCAAAACGAGGUAUUAAAACCCUACGCUUGAGUAAUUCAAGUUUUUUUUAAAAACAAGGCACUGUUACUUACAACUGAGCCUACUCCUAAUUUGCCCUGCGUGCUACAAACACCAUAAUGCAAAUUGACACAGAUUCAUUGUGUUGAGUUUCAUGGAAACUUGAUGUUAUAAUUAUAAAUUUGACACUUCUAUUGUAUUAUAUUGUAAUUUCUAUUGUAAAUACUUUCUAAAGAUAUCUAAGUUUGUGUGUUUUUUUUUAAUUGGGACACAUUUCACUCACUCAUUUUAGACUUAAAAAAAAAAAUCGAAUGUACCAAAGAUUCAAGAAUAAAGAUUUGACAGUGUUUCCACUUUGGUUUUAUUGAAAUGCCUGUUUGUAAUUCAGGAUCCUUCUCCAGCUCUUUGCUAUUUAAGCAAUAGUUGGGCUGUCCUUGCCAGAAACAGAUUUCAUUGAUCCGUUUCAACCAAAAUGAAAAGUAUUGUUCUAUCUGGGAGAUGACAGCAAUGUCAUCAAAUCAAGUAUCAAGGUAGCUUUGGGAUAUCUGGCCGUUCCAAUGGCCAAUGCUCUUAAUGUUAUUGGUAAUUUAGCAUACUAUUAUAGAGGGGGUCAGGGGUUCUUCCAACCAUUGGUAUAACCAGGAGGAAUGGUAAAAACACUAGACAAACUGAGCUGUGCCCAAGUUGCACAGACCAGUUGGAAGGCCCCCUCCAGAAAUCCAGUCUCUGUAAAUGGGUUAUGGUCAACUGAAAUAAAGGUUACCUCGAUUUUUACCUUUUUUUUAACUAACUAACUUAAUACUGCAUGUAGUUAGAUUGUAGUCCUUUUUUUGUUUUGCAUUUAAAGAUUGUGUCAGUUUAGAAACUGUUGAGGGUGGUGGCGAGGAAGAGUGAAAGAAGGAAAUAAACUGUCAGUGAUAUUUGCCAUAUCGUCCACAUGACAAAAUGAAUGAAGGCUAGUGAGAUUUUGUUUUAAUUACCUAUACUAUUAGGCAAUUUGAUCUCAUUGCUCAUUUAUACAUCAACCCAUUAUUGGGAUUAUAUAUUGUAUGCCCUCCAAUUUGUUGAUCCUUCUGUUUGGUCCAUCUCUAGCAAUUGUAGGAUGACGAGAUGAGAGAUACUCCUUGACUUUCAUUGUAUUAGUAAGACGUUCAUUAGAACAAAUGAGCAAAUAGUUUCAAAGUGGUGAUUGUGUGAAACGUUCCCUUUGGAAUUAACCUUGUAAAAGUUCUAAUUGGUUAAGUUCAUGUAUUAGCACAUAACAUGCUGCCAUAAUGCUCCUUGGUGACCUGUUUUUAAUAUAAAUCCUACAUCUUUUAAAUGUCUUGUUAAAACGGAGUACAAUGAAAUGUGUAUUACAAGUGUUAAGUGUUUGUAAGUGAACUUUGCAAAUUGCAGUCUCAAUCCUAGCAUCUUUCCAGGACUGUUGUUUAAAAAUGGAUUGUAGAAACUGCAGAACUUCUGGCAAUGACUAAAACUAGGGAUAAUUUUCCUCUGCUGAAGAUUAUUUAUACUAAAACUGGUCAGUCUGUCUGUCUGUCUGUCUGUCUUGGUAGAAAACCCAACCCCCAAGGUACCCAUCUGAACAAAAAAAGCAGAUUGCUAUCCUUGGUCUUAACCUUGCCGUAAUUCACGGUCUAAGGUGAAAGUUCGACACUUAAGUAGGCAAGGUGGUUCAGAAGAAAGCAUUUAGCACAUUCACCUUCAUUGCUCACUCCUUUUUAAGUAAAGGAGUUGAGACGUCAUGUUGAGGUUAUAAAGGGUGUUGGUGAGGCCUCUUCUGGAGUAGUGUGUUCAGUUUUGGUUGCCCUAUUACAGGAAGGAUAUUAUUAAAUUGCAGAGGGCUCAGAAAAGAUUUACCAGGCUGUUGCCAGGACAAGAGUUAGGCUGGGACUGAUUUCAUUGGAGCAUUGGGGGUUGAGGGGUGACCUUUUAUAAAAGGUUUAAUAAAUCAUGACUCUGACAGAUAAGGUGAAUAGCAUGUGUAUUUUCCCUAGGGUAAGUGAGCUCAAGUCAUUAAACUGAGGUUCCAUAUCCCUUUUUGGAUGGAUAUGAAGAUCCUGUUGCAGUAAUUUAAAGCUGCAUGGAGUUCUACAGUGCAUCUUAAUCCAUAUUUAUCUCUCCAAACAACAUGAUAGUUAACAGAUCAUCUGGUCAAUAUCCAAUUGCUGGUUGUGCAGUCUUACUGUAUGCAAAAUGGCUGCUGAAUUUCCCUACAUUACAACAGUGACUACACUUCAGAAUUGCUUUUACGUCCUGAGGUAGUGAUAGGUGCUCUCUCAAUGCAAGUUAGUUCUUUAUAAACUAUUGUUCAAUUACUUUCCGAAUGGUUAUCCUGACCAGUGUAUUUUAAAAUCCCAUUGGAUGUUCAGUUUCCAAUGCUGCAGGCUAAAAUCCCUCCAUUGUGGUGCACCUUUGGUGUCUUCCAGGAAUCUAUCCACUGUAAAUGUAUUAUUUUUGAUUACAUGUAUCAUAUUGGCAGUAACUGACUUGUUCCCCUAGUUGGGGGAGUGAAUUCAUUUGUACUAAAGUGAUGGGAAAUUUUAAAUUUUCAAUGAGCUAUAUUAAAAUAGUAAGACUA
Messenger RNA from Chiloscyllium plagiosum (whitespotted bambooshark), 5494 nucleotides. It is a transcript of the gene slc20a2, whose product is annotated as solute carrier family 20 member 2. The record is from RefSeq and is a predicted model, not a curated record. Gene Ontology annotation, molecular function: phosphate transmembrane transporter activity. Gene Ontology annotation, cellular component: membrane. Lineage: Eukaryota; Metazoa; Chordata; Chondrichthyes; Orectolobiformes; Hemiscylliidae. Gene Ontology annotation, biological process: phosphate ion transmembrane transport.